Molecule: messenger RNA, 1950 nt
Organism: Miscanthus lutarioriparius
Lineage: Eukaryota; Viridiplantae; Streptophyta; Magnoliopsida; Poales; Poaceae
Source: the annotation of a GenBank genome assembly
AUGUCUCAGGAAGGAGCCAACUUGCCCCAAGAAGUGGAGGGGAGCCAUGAUCAGGCCACCGCCCCCCAUAGCAGCAUCCCUGCCGGCGUCGGGUCACCGACGGCGACCGUGAUGCCGGCUGGUUCCAACCCCAGCUCUGUCAGCAUGCUGGCCAGCGCCAUCAACAACGCUGGGUUGUCUGAGCGUGCCAGCCCGGCGGUGCUCUCUGCCGGCAAGGAUAGCAACGCCGCGUCCAAGAUCGCCAGCCCGGCGGUGCUCCAGGCCGGCGAGGACAGCAGCGCCGUGUCCAGGAUUGCUAGCCCGGCGGUGCUCCAUGCCGGCGAGGAAAACAAAGCCGAGUUCAAGCUCGCAAGCCCGGCAGUGGUCCUUGCCGGCGAGGAGAAGGGCAACGACGCUGCUGGGUCCAAGCUCGCUGGCCCGGCGAUGCUCCAUGACUGCGACAACAGCAAAGCCGGGUCCCAUGCUGGCGUGGACAACAAUGCCGCCCGGUCCAAGCUCGCCAGCCCGGCGGUGCUCCAUGCCGGCGAUGACAACAACGGCGGAUCCAAGAUCGCUGCCCCCGCAGUGCCCCACGCCAUCGUGGACAAGACCACCGGCACCAAGCUCAACAGCCCGGUGACGCUCCAUGCCAGCGAGCACAACAACGCCGGGUUCAAGCUCCCAAACCCCGCAGUGCUCCAUGCCAGCAAGGACAUGGACAACAAUGCCGGGCGGCCCAAGUUCGCCAGCCCAGGGGCGGUGUUGCUCCAUGCUGGCGAGGACAACAAAGCCAGGACCAAGCUCGCCAUCCAGGCAGUGCACCAUGCCGGCGGUAACGCCGGGUCGUCCAGGCUCACCAGAUCGGCAGCGGCUGCGCUCCAUGCCGCCAAGGAGAACGCAUCCAAGCUCGUCAUCCAGGUGGUGCCCCGCCCCCAUGCUGGCAAGGACAACAACGCUGGGUCGUCCAAGGCUGCCACCGGACCAGCGGCGGUCGACGCCGGCGAGAGCAACGCCAAGGAGGGAAAGAACAACGUAGCUGGAGAACAACGUGCCCAUGAGGCCGACGUGGGCGGCGGCAGCGGGAAGGGCAACGCCGCCGCGGUGGAGGACGCGGACCCCAACUUGCACAUCUUUACCGAGAGGGAGCGAAGGAAGAAGAUGAAGAACAUGUUCAGCACCCUGCACGCGCUCCUCCCCCAGCUCCCCGACAAGGCUGACAAGGCCACCAUAGUUGGGGAGGCCGUAACCUACAUCAGGACUCUGGAAGGCACCCUCCAGAAGCUGGAGCGCAAGCGCGCGCUGGCGGCGCAGCAGCAGCAUGGCCAGCAGCAGCUGGCGGUGGGUGCCGGCAGCAGCCGCGCGUCGUCCGCGCGCCACCCCGCACCACCAGCGCUGCCAGCACCAGCACCGGCCCCGGCCCCGGCAGCGUCGUCGUCGAGGGAGGCGAACCUGGCGGACAUGGUCCACGGCUUGGCACAGCAUGCCGCCGUGGCCGCCGCGAACAAGGCCCUGGCAGUGGCGGCGGCAGCGGCCGCGGCCGGCUCCUCCUCCUCCUCCAGCGCCGCCGCCGCGCAGCUGCCCCGUGGCGCGGUGCCGUUCCCUGCGCCCGCGGCGGGGUUCCAGACGUGGACCGGGCAGAACGUGGUGGUGAGCGUGGCCAACAACGAGGCGUACAUCAACCUGCACUGCCCGCGGGAGCCCGGCACGCUGACCAAGGCGCUCUUCGUGCUGGAGAGGCACAGCAUCGAGGUCAUCACCACCACCAUCUCCGCCCAGGACGGCUUCCGCAUGUACGGCAUCCAUGCGCGCUUCUAUCUCGAGCUGGGACCUUACAAAUUUUUGUUUGCGUCGUGGACGAUGGACCUGCAGGCCAAUCCGGCUUCGGAGUCGGCUCGCUUUCCGGAGAAUCUGUGUGCUGAAGACAGGUUCAAGCUGGCGGUGUCGGAGAUGGUGCAGCUGAUCAACAUCUGA